CACAACUUCCUCUCUUCUGUUCCCAGUGGCCUUUGUCCUCUGCACCAAGCCUAUUUCAGCUGAUCUUGCCAAUAAUAAUAAAAUCGGUAGCUGGCUAGAUUGACCAUGCAAGGCGACGUAGAGAUAAAACCAGGGGUCCACACCUAUGUUGCUCAGUGGCCAAUCUGUGCUCUGGCAUGGUCAUUACGUCGCGACAAAAAUCACCGCCUUGCCGUAGGUAGUUACAUAGAAGACCUCAUGAACAAGGUUGAACUCGUUCACUUCAACCCCGAGACAUUAAAUUACAGCAGUGACCCUAAUCUGGUUUUGGACCAUCCUUACGCUCCGACAAACAUCAUGUUCUUCCCCUCCGAGGACGACGCAAAUCCCGACAUCAUCGCCACCUCCGGGGACUACCUAAGACUGUGGGAAAUACAAGAUGAUCGGAUUGAGCUCAAGUCCCUCCUGAGUGGCAACAAAGUCAGAGAUAACUCAGCCAUAACCUCUUUCGACUGGGCAGAGUUUGACACGCGUCGUGUGGCUGCAUCGAGCGUGGACGCCACAUGCACCAUAUGGGAUAUCGAGAGGGAAGCUUUGGACACACAAUUAGUGGCACAUGACAAAGAAGUGUACGACAUAUCAUGGGGUGGUUUUAACGUGUUUGCUUCGGUGUCUGGGGAUGGUUCUGUGAGAGUUUUUGACUUGAGGGACAAAGAAAGAUCGACCAUAAUAUUUGAAAACCCAGUACAAUAUUGUCCGCUGUUACGCCUCGAAUGGAAUAAAGGGGAUCCAAGGUUUAUAGCUACGGUCGGAAUGGACAGUAAUAAAGUGGUAAUAAUGGAUAUUAGGCAACCAACCACACCGGUGAUGGAACUAAAUAAGCAUAAGGGAAGUGUUAAUGCUAUAUCGUGGUCCCCACACAUGGGACGCCAACUCUGCUCCGGUGGCGAUGAUUCGAGAGCUCUGAUUUGGGACGUGGUGGGAACUGUGCUUCAACCAAAGAAUAAUGGCGGUGAUGAUGUGAGGCCAGAUUUGUGUUAUGAAUCAGCGGCUGAGAUCAAUCAAGUGCGAUGGUCUCCGGCUCAGAUGGACUGGAUUGCCCUUGCUUUCAUGAAUAAGUUGCAGCUUUUGAAGGUGUAGAAAUAGGCUAUAUAUAUGACCUAUUUUCUCUGUGAUAUAAGAUUUAAAAGGGGGAAAAAAAGGAGAGAUUUCAAUGAGAAUGAUCUCUAAUACUCAUCUUUUAAAAUGUGAAAAGGAAUUAGCCUUGGUUAUUAUGCCUGUCUAGUCUUCUCAAAGUGCUCACGCAAGAUUACUCUUGUUUAUCACCUGCCAUUCAAGUCCAAACAGUUUCACGGUUAUAUAUAC
Molecule: messenger RNA, 1344 nt
Organism: Neltuma alba
Lineage: Eukaryota; Viridiplantae; Streptophyta; Magnoliopsida; Fabales; Fabaceae
Product: WD repeat-containing protein LWD2-like
Exons: 2
Coding region: 106-1119 (337 amino acids)
Molecular function (GO): protein binding
Source: RefSeq, a predicted model, not a curated record